AUGGCUAGCCAAGCCCCGACUGACGCAGCCCCCGCUGCCGAACCCAAAACCCUGCCCGAUCGCAACCAGGCCGCAAACCCCGCCGAGGGCGAGUCGAAGAAUGCUGCGAAGAAGGCCGCAAAGGCUGCCAAACUGGCUGCCGACAAGCUGAACAAAAAGGACAAGGCGAAGCAGGAAAAGCCGAAGCAGGAGAAGAAAGCGCCCGCCAAGAGUAAGAAGACCGACGGUGCGGCGCUCAUUGGAAUUGAUGUCGCCAAGGAAGAGGAUUUCCCCGAAUGGUACCAGCAGGUUCUUACCAAGGGUGACAUGUUGGAUUACUAUGAUGUUUCGGGCUGCUUCAUCCUGAAGCCCGCCUCUUAUCAUGUCUGGGAAACCAUCCAGCACUUCUUCGACACCAGGAUUAAAGGAAUGGGAGUCAAGAACUGCUCGUUCCCGCUUUUUGUUACUGAAGAUGUGUUGAAGCGUGAGAAGGAUCACAUUGAGGGCUUUGCUGCUGAAGUCGCCUGGGUCACUCAUGCUGGAAACACCCCCCUCGAGAAGAAGAUCGCCAUUCGCCCUACCUCGGAGACCGUCAUGUACCCUUACUAUUCUAAGUGGAUCCGCUCUCACAGAGAUCUGCCCCUUCGUCUGAACCAAUGGAACUCAGUCGUGCGCUGGGAGUUCCAGCACGCCACUCCCUUCCUCCGAACACGUGAGUUCUUGUGGCAGGAAGGCCACACUGCCCACCUUACGGAGGGUGCUGCUCGCGAGGAGGUGCUUCAGAUCCUUGACUGGUACUCCGAUGUCUAUGAGGAGCUUCUUGCUGUUCCCGUUGUCAAGGGACAGAAGACUGACAAAGAACGAUUUGCCGGUGGAUUGUAUACUACCACUGUUGAGGGAUACAUUCCUGCCACCGGUCGUGGUAUUCAAGGCGGUACAUCUCACGGACUUGGUCAAAACUUCUCCAAGAUGUUUGACAUCACUGUUGAGGACCCGAGCAAUAAGCCCGGCGAGAAGAAGCCCCCUCUACACGUGUGGCAGAACUCCUGGGGUCUUUCCACCCGCUCUCUGGGUGUCAUGGUCAUGAUUCACAGCGACAACAAGGGUCUGGUCCUUCCCCCUCGUGUUGCAGAGACCCAGGUUGUCAUCAUUCCCGUCGGUCUCACCGCGAAGACCACUGAUGAGGAGCGCACCAAGCUUCAUGCUGAGAUAGACGGUCUUGUUGCCGUCUUGAAGGCUGCUGGCCUUCGUGCCGAGGGUGACUCAAGAGAUACUUACUCCCCCGGUUGGAAGUUUGCCGAUUGGGAGCUGCGUGGUGUUCCUCUUCGCCUGGAGUUCGGCCCCGGUGAGUCGGCCGGCCACUUUGUCACUACUGCCCGCCGUGAUAUCCCUGGCAAGGAGGGCAAGGGCACUAUUCCCAUCCCUGAUCUUGCUACUGCUGUCCCUGAGCUGCUGGAUACUAUCCACCGUGAUAUGUACAACCGUGCUGAUGAGCAGUUCAAGGCUCACCGCAAGAUCGUUUCUAACUUUGAUGACAUCGUUCCAUUCAUGAACGACAAGCACCUUUGCAUCGUGCCCUUCUGCUUGGCCGAGGACUGCGAAACUCAGAUUAAGAAGGAUACUGCUAAAAAGUCAGAGGAGAUCGCUCAGUCUGGGCCUGCCGACGCGAAGGCCCCCAGUAUGGGUGCCAAGUCCCUGUGCAUUCCGUUCGACCAGGCUCAGUUUGGCGAACUUCCGGCAGAAACCAAGUGCAUCAACCCCAGCUGCAACCGCCUUGCCCAGAAGUGGGUCAUGUUUGGCCGCUCUUACUAA
Messenger RNA from Penicillium argentinense, 1791 nucleotides. Its product is annotated as proline--tRNA ligase. The coding region runs from base 1 to 1791 and encodes 596 amino acids. Gene Ontology annotation, biological process: prolyl-tRNA aminoacylation. Gene Ontology annotation, molecular function: ATP binding; proline-tRNA ligase activity. The transcript has 16 exons. NCBI's taxonomy places the organism in Eukaryota, Fungi, Ascomycota, Eurotiomycetes, Eurotiales, Aspergillaceae. Gene Ontology annotation, cellular component: aminoacyl-tRNA synthetase multienzyme complex; cytoplasm. The record is from RefSeq and is a predicted model, not a curated record.